UGCCUUUUGAAGCUCUUCUCUCUCUCUCACUCACGAGAGUGAUGGGGGCUCUUACUACUGCUCUUCUGGUGAUGAUGGUUAUGGUUUCUGUAUUUCCUCCCAUUUUUGGAGAGGAAAAAGAGAUCAUGAGAACGAGGAAGAUGAGCCGCAGAAAAUGCAAUAUAUACAAAGGGAGAUGGGUUUAUGAUGCUCAUUCGAAUCCUCUUUACAACUCCAGAGAUUGUCCCUUCAUUGAAAAGGUGUUUGAUUGCCAGAAAAAUGGACGACCUGAUCAAACCUAUCUCAAGUUUAGAUGGCAGCCCACCGAUUGCGAUUUGCCAAGGUUUGACGGAAGAAGUUUCUUGCAAAAGUUGAGAGGGAAACGCAUAAUGUUUGUGGGGGAUUCACUUGGUUUAAAUCAGUGGCAAUCGUUAACUUGCAUGCUUCACAAAGCAAUACCUCGUUCAAGAUUUACUUUAACCAGGACUGGAGGCAUUUCUACGUUUUCUUUCGAUGAAUAUAAUGUCAAGAUAUCUUUAGCUAGAAAUGCUUUUCUUGUUGACAUUUUAAGUACGAAGAUUGGACAUGUUCUUAAUCUAAAUUCAAUAUCGAACGGGAAGAUCUGGCUGCAAAACGACAUUUUGAUAUUCGAUUCGUGGCACUGGUGGAUUCAUACAGGACGACAACAAGCGUGGGAUUACAUUCAAGAUGGAAAGAAAAUUUAUAAAGAUAUGAAUCGGUUGAUAGCCUUUGAAAAAGCAUUGAGAACAUGGGCAAGAUGGGUGCAGUAUCAUAUCGAUCCCAACAAAAUUAAGGUCUUCUUUCAAGAAACCUCCCCAUUUCAUAUAGAGUAAGUAUAUAUAUAUUUGCACAAUUUUUUUUUCCCCAUUUCGUAUAUAUUAUAGCCUAAUUAAAUGAUCCAUUGAUUUACAUAGUCCAAUUCCUUUUAUUCAAAAUGAUUCGAAUCAAUCAUCCAACUUUAUUUCACGUUCGAUUUAAGAUCACACGAGUGAUUUGAUCAAAAACAUAUUUCACGUUUCCCUGAAAUCAUAAUCUAGAUAUUGACAUAUUUGAAAAUUUGUGAUUUGGACUAAUUAAUGACCUAAUUGAGCCAUGAACUUAAGAGUAAAAUGGACCAUGCAUUAGGGCAAUUUUUCAUACAUUUUCAACAAAAAAUAAAAUAAAAUUACAUGUGUUCGUCUGAAAAAAAAAAUUAAAAAAAAUCAGUGCAAGUGAAUGGGGAGGCCGGACGGCGACGGACUGCCAACGGCAACGGAAUCCGCUAAAGCCACCGUAUCCAGCAGGACCGGAUCCAACUGAAGCUGUGGUGAAAAGAGUACUAAGAAGCAUAGCUAAUGCUCCUCCUACUAAUAGAGUUAAUUUGUUGGAAAUAACAAGUUUAUCUCAACUAAGGGUUGAUGCCCAUCCAACCAUUUAUGGGCUUGGAGGAAAACACCUUCCAGAUUGCAGUCAUUGGUGUCUUCCUGGUGUUCCUGAUACUUGGAAUCAACUCCUCUACGCUACGCUUCUUUAUUAGCAAACUAGAUAUUAUAGUACCUUUUAUUUUUCUUUGAUUAUUUUAUAGAUACAGUCUCUUUAAUUUUUCGUUCUUGUAAUUUUUCCUUUCAUGUUUUUUUUUUUUUUUGAUUUGGAAAAUUGACUAGCUCGAUUAAUUAGUUGGUGACAAUGAUUCAUUGUCGUCCAUGGAUAGUAGCUUCAUGUUGCAUUGGAAUGGGACUUGGGUAGAUUGAUUCCAUUUUUGGUUGGAUCUCUUGUUAAACAAUCGUUCAAUCCCAUUUUUAUUGUCUUGUUUUAUUUUCUUCAAAUUGA
Messenger RNA from Oldenlandia corymbosa var. corymbosa, 1809 nucleotides. Lineage: Eukaryota; Viridiplantae; Streptophyta; Magnoliopsida; Gentianales; Rubiaceae. The record is from the annotation of a GenBank genome assembly.